Messenger RNA from Syngnathus acus (greater pipefish), 3897 nucleotides. RefSeq names its product junctophilin-3. Lineage: Eukaryota; Metazoa; Chordata; Actinopteri; Syngnathiformes; Syngnathidae. Gene Ontology annotation, cellular component: plasma membrane; junctional membrane complex; endoplasmic reticulum membrane. The record is from RefSeq and is a predicted model, not a curated record. Gene Ontology annotation, biological process: regulation of synaptic plasticity. Bases 961 to 3573 code for a protein of 870 amino acids. The transcript is spliced from 5 exons.
UGUAUCUCUUUAAGAGCUGAGAGACGGAGCGUGUAUGUGUGCGUGUGCGUGUGGGGGAGGGGUAUCGACUGGGGUGGAACAGUCGUGUAAUGAGUAGAUACAAGAGAGGCGAGAGAUAGAUGGAGAAAAAUAGCGACAGGCCAAAAAUGAAGAGGAGGGCAGAUGACCUGGUGGAAUUGAGGGAGACAACAAUUUUGGUUUAGGACGCUGGGAUGGAGAGGACAAUGGAGCGGAAUGUUUUUUUUCGGCAUCUCUUAACACCCUAAGGAGAGAGCCUCCUGUGCAGAGUGGAGAGGGGCAGGAAACAGGAGAUAACCACACUCCACUUUGCUACGGCCUCUGUGGCAGUCUGUGCUGUAAUGACUCAAUGACUCGGAUUGUAGCCCAAAUGUUUGUUUUCCAGGCUUUGCUGUAGAGAAAUUGCUGCAACUUUCUGCUCUUCUACAUUUUGUCUGAAUGUCGUACCAGUGCGGUUGGAUUUCAGCUUCAUGUCUGCCGGUGCAGGAGGGAUGUGCUCUGAUGGCUAAUUGAGCCGAGCUCGAUUGCUGCUUCGUAGGCCUGCGGGACUGUUGGAAAAGCCUAGCCCUCGCUUGUCUGGAGCGCCCCAGACGACGGGCCGGAGAGCUCUCCGACAGCGCCGAGGGUGGAGGAGGCACUGGACGAGGAUGAGGAGGAGCACCGUUAGCCAGCUCGCCCGUGUAUAGCGACUGUCUUCAUCGCUCCCGCUCCACCACUGAGGCAUAGAUUUCUUCUCCAUCCCACAUGAUGCGUUUUAGGCCUUCCUGUCAUUCCUAACAGGAAAGUGGAUUUAAUAUUUGAAGGCAAGGAAGCCAGGGGCCCGUGCCUCGCUGCUACUUGUUCCGGACGAGGCCUCCUCCCCACUUGCUACUUCUGAGUUAACUUGGCCUUUGUAUUUCUUUUUCUUGACAUUCUAAGGAUUUGCCUAAACCUGUUUCAUGCAUGUCCACUGGAGGCAGGUUUGACUUUGAUGAUGGGGGGUCGUACUGUGGAGGGUGGGAGCAGGGAAAAGCCCACGGCAGAGGGGUCUGCACGGGGCCACAGGGUCAGGGCGAGUACGCUGGGGCAUGGAGUCACGGCUUUGAGGUCCUGGGUGUGUACACGUGGCCCAGUGGGAACAGCUAUCAAGGCACCUGGGCGCAAGGCAAGCGGCAUGGCAUUGGAGUGGAGAGCAAGGGCCGCUGGGAUUAUAGAGGGGAAUGGACGCAAGGGUUCAAAGGUCGCUACGGACAGCUGGAAAGCACAGCCAGUGGCGCCCGCUAUGAGGGAACGUGGAGCAACGGCCUCCAGGAUGGAUACGGAACUGAAACCUAUUCUGAUGGAGGAACCUACCAGGGCCAGUGGCUGGGUGGGAUGCGUCAUGGCUACGGCGUGCGGCAGAGCGUGCCAUACGGCAUGGCGGCCGUCAUCCUCUUCCCUCUGCGAACGUCCAUAAACUCCCUCCGUUCUGAGCACAGUCACGGCCCCCCGGCUGUGCUUGAGGACAGCGUGGCCAACACGCCCACGGACGGGGUGGUGGCUGGGCUGGCCGGCAGCCCCAUCGGCCGAGGAGGCUUUGCUCUCAUUGCUCCAAGUGAAGCCGAGCGCCAGAGAAAGAGGAAAGGUCGCUUCCGGCAGUCUAUCCUCAGCGGCCUGAAACUACGACGCUCGGAAUCUAAAAGCUCCCUUGCCAGUCAGCUGAGCAAACAAAGUUCUUUCUGCAGCGAGGCUGGCAUGAGUACAGUCAGCUCGGCUGCGUCCGACAUCCACUCCAAUGCGAGUGAAAAUGAACAGGGCGCUCCUGUGGAUGCAACUGUGACAGAAAUGUAUGCAGGUGAGUGGCAAAGCGACCACAGGGCUGGCUGGGGCGUGGGUCGACGCUCGGAUGGCCUUCACUACGCAGGUGAAUGGGCAGGGAACAAAAGACAUGGGUAUGGAUGCACCACCUUUCCUGAUGGCACCAAGGAAGAGGGAAAGUACAAGCAGAAUGUGUUGGUGAGCGGCAAGCGCAAGAACCUGAUUCCGCUGAGGGCCAGUAAAAUCAGGGAGAAGGUGGAUCGUGCUGUUGAAGCUGCAGAAAAGGCUGCGGAAAUUGCCAAGCAGAAAGCUGAGAUUGCCAUGUCAAGAAUGAGCCACGCUCGUGGAAAGGCAGAGGCGGCGGAGGGAGUUGCACGGAAGGCCAUGGAAGAAUGUCGACUGUCACGGAUAGCUGCCAAAGAGCUCUCACCCUCCUUUCACAUCUACGGCAAUGGGCUCGAAUGUCAAAUGCCCCAGCACCAGAACGUCAAGGACAAAGACCAUGAGGUCAUCUCCACCGGAACAGACAGUCCAGAGCUGUGUACUCCGGACAUGACACCGCCUGUUAUAACGCCCGAUCUCAGCCCUGCGCUGAGUGUCCCCAUCUGUCCGACCCGCAGCCCACCCAAUCAUGUACAUCGUUCCAGAAAUGCUUGCUUCAUGAGACAGAGCGCCGUGGAUGAUCAGGGUGGGUCAGAGAUCCAAGUUCUGGUGGAGUCACGGGCCACGGACAUGCUGAAGGGGGGUGCUAACAACUGGGCGGAUGACGUGUACCCAGAUCGAGGAUGUAGCAGCCGCUCAACAACGCCCUCUUUACUUGAAGAACAGGAGGGACAGGUUAAUGGCCACGAUCCAGUCCCUGUAACCAACCACAAGCUUCGUGAGAAAUCAAUCUCUAAUUUCAAAGUCCGGGAGCACACUUCUUCCCACAGAGCAUGGGAGCAUUCUGCGUCCAACCCAAAGUCCUCCAAGCUUGCCACCUCUUCUCACAAGUCAAGGGAGUACACGUCAUCCAAUCAUAAAACAUGGGAUCACUCGUCGACCAAUCACAAGGCUUAUGAGCAUGCCUCUUCCAACUAUAGGCAGGUACACAUUUUGUCCAAUCACAAGGCUUUGGAACAUAACGUGUCCAAUCACAAGACUUCUGAGCAUGCUUCCUCCAAUCACAACUCCCAAGAUUAUAUCUCCUCCAAUCACAACCCCAAAGACCACGUUGCCUCCAGUUACAACUUUCGAGAGCAUGUCUUCUCCAACCACCACCUGAAGCAGCACAAUCCCUCCAACCACAAACUUAAUGAGCAUGCUGUAAUUGACCAAAGGCAAGAUGGCCUCACCCAGGGUUGGACUGCAGAAAGCAGCCUUAGGUGGAGCCCCGCCCAUUCACGCCUCACAGAGCAGGAUGAGGAAAGGAUGAAUGACUACACGGUAGACAUGAGGCUGCAGUGUCCGCAAUCGCAGAUACCUCGAGGCUUGGCUCAGGAAUCACCGGCCCCCAAAAACAACCGGCUGAGAUCCCGAGGCCUGAGACCGGUCAGAGAGGGAUCCGUGGACUCUGUCCAGAUGCUGGACAAUUUGAAUGCGGGGGCGGAGCUAGAGGACUGGCCGCUGCAUAGGGACCUCACCCUCUCCCCACCGCUUCAGUCUCAGCCCAUCACUCUGGAGCAGGAAGGAGAGAUUCUCACCCUCAAAUCAAACUCAGGCUCCAGCUCCAUUCUGGUGAUUAUGGUCAUCUUACUCAAUAUUGGAGUAGCCAUUCUUUUCAUUCAUUUCUUUAUUUAAGCUAAAACAGGUAUGAUCUACUAAGACUUAUUGAUUACUGCAGUAUAUUAUAUUAUUGAGAUGGACAUUGUGCUUAGUCCACUGUAGCCCACAGCCUGAAUGACGGUCACAGAGCCUCAGUUUCUGCAUGAACGCCAUUCCUUUUACUCUUAUUUUGAGCUUGCAACCAUUAAAAGAUGAUUGAAUAAGUUUCAUAAUCAAGUGAAGAUUGCAGCUUUACACAAUUGUGGCAUUUAUGGACACAUAUGCAUGGGUGUCCAUUGCAUACUUUUAAAUGGACUCUCACCGGCAGAUUAGGUCCAUUUUCCAUCCCUUGAGAAAAAA